AUGGGAAACUUCCUAACAAAGAACACAGAAGAAAGAAAAAAGAGAUCCGUUCACACAACUCGCGACGGCCAAGCAUUUACGAGUCAGUUCAGCUUGUCGCAUUUCGUCGGUAACCUCAGCGGGCGCUCCUUCGUUAGCAUAAGUAGCGACCAUUCAGUAUACAGCACUUCGCGGCCUUGGUCUCGAGUUUCUAGACGAAGAUGGCAUGAAUCAACAUUAAAUAAUCCACUAGAGGCAAGUAAAACUGCUUGGCCAGUCUCACACCAAGAGUCAAUAUUCCUCCCAGAAUUUCCAAUAACAACUGAUCUCCAGACAAAAGACUUUGAAGUAGUUGAAACAAUAGCUAAAGGUGCAUUCGGAGAAGUAUUUAAAGCAAAGAGAGUUACUGAAGAUAAAGAAUAUGCUCUGAAAGUUUUGAAUAAAGCGCAGUUGGUUCACGAAAGAGCUGUGGUCCAAGUUAAAGAGGAAGCGAAAAUACAAGCUAUAGUUGGACACCAUACUUUCAUCGCUGGCGCUGUCUCACGUUGGCAGACGAAGAAAAGACUUUAUAUAGUUUCAGAAUACAUUCCUGGUGGCGAGCUGUUAGCUCUCCUAGACAAGUGGAGGAAGUUACCGGAGGAGGUUGUGAGAGUUUUCGUUGCUGAAAUUGCGAUAGCUAUUGAUUUCCUACACAAUGCGGGAAUAAUUUUCCGCGAUUUGAAACCGGAGAAUAUACUGCUCGACGCUGAUUAUCAUAUUAAGCUGAUAGACUUCGGCCUAUCCAAGUGGUUGUCUAUCGGUUCAAGAACGACCACGCUGUGUGGUACUCUACAAUAUAUGGUGUGGGACUUGACUCGUUAUAAAUAUUGA
Messenger RNA from Leptosia nina, 849 nucleotides. Lineage: Eukaryota; Metazoa; Arthropoda; Insecta; Lepidoptera; Pieridae. The record is from the annotation of a GenBank genome assembly.